AGGAAUCUCUUGCUCGUAGAUUGUCGCGUGUUUGUCGAGCUUCGAGACUCUCUCCAUAAUCAACUCCAAUCGAAACCAUAAACAAAGAAGUGCCACCCAAUCCCAUCCGAAAUGGCUGAUGAAAGUCUGCACACAAUGCCGCUGGAGCACAACAUAGACUAUCACAUUGUGACAUUGUUCGAGCGGCUCGAGGCGAUGCGCAAGGACUCGCAUGGGAACGCCACCAACAACCGGCUCUCCAGCACACUGCAGGCACCCAAGCGGAGCAUGCAGGCGGAGAUUCGCACUCUGGAGUUUUGGAGAUCCAUCAUCAGCGAGUGCCUGGCUUCGUUCCUGUACGUGUUCAUCGUCUGCGGAGCCGCUGCGGGCGCCGGCGUGGGUGCCAGCGUCUCAUCCGUGCUUCUGGCCACAGCCCUGGCCUCCGGCCUCGCCAUGGCGACACUCACGCAGUGCUUUCUCCAUAUCUCUGGCGCCCACAUCAAUCCCGCUGUGACUCUGGCCUGCUGCGUGGUGCGCAGCAUCUCGCCCAUUAGAGCCGCCAUGUACAUGACCGCCCAGUGCGGCGGAGGCAUCGCAGGAGCUGCUCUGCUCUACGGGGUCACCGUGCCUGGCUACCAGGGAAAUCUUCAGGCAGCCAUCUCCCACAGCGCUGCUCUGGCCGCCUGGGAACGCUUUGGCGUGGAAUUCAUCCUGACAUUCAUGGUGGUGCUCUGCUACUUCGUGUCCACCGAUCCCAUGAAGAGGUUCAUGGGCAACUCUGCCAUGUCCAUCGGUGCCGCCUACAGUGCCUGCUGCUUUGUGUCGAUGCCCUACCUGAAUCCGGCUCGCUCCCUGGGUCCUUCGUUUGUGCUCAACAAAUGGGACAACCAUUGGGUCUACUGGUUCGGACCUUUGGUGGGCGGCAUGGCCUCCGGCUUAGUCUACGAGUACAUCUUCAACUCGCGCAGGAGCCAGCGCCACGCCAAGGGCAGCAUCGACAACGACUCCAGCUCCAUUCACUCCGAGGACGAGCUGAACUACGACAUGGACAUGGAGAAGCCCAGCAAGUACCAGCAGUCGCAGGGCACCUAUCCGCGGGGCCAGCCCAACGGCAACGGAGGAGGCGGUGCCCCGGCCGGACAGCACGCGGCGCCCAACAUGGGCCAGAUCGCGGGAGUGGUGGGCGGUGUGCAGGGCAACUACUGCCAAAACCUGUACACUGCUCCGCCGCUCUCCUCCAAGUACGAGCAGCAGCAGGAGCCGCUCUACGGCGGAACUCGCUCCCUGUACUGCCGCUCGCCCACUCUGACGCGCAGCAACCUGAACCGCUCCCAAUCCGUCUACGCGAAGAGCAACACGGCCAUCAACCGCGACAUUGUGCCGCGUCCUGGUCCGCUGGUGCCGGCCCAGAGCCUCUACCCCAUGCGCACCCAGCAGCAGCAACAGCAGCAGCAGCAGCAGGCAGUCACCGCCGCCCAAUCCUCCCACCUGCAGAACCAGAACGUACAGAACCAGAUGCAGCAGCGCAGCGAGAGCAUCUAUGGAAUGCGGGGGUCCAUGCGCGGACAGCAGCAGCCACUCCAACAGCAGCAGCAGCAGCUCCAGCAGCAACAGGCUCCCGUGAAUGUGCAACAGCAGCAGCAACAGAUGCAGCCACCGCCGCAGCUGAUGGCCGAGCAGCAGAACCACCAGCAGCAGCAGCAGCCGCAGGGCUUCCAACCCGUCUAUGGCACUCGUACGAAUCCCACGCCCCUCGAUGGCAGCCACAAGUACGACAGGCGGGACCAACAGCCGCAGCAGCAGCAACAGCAGCUGUACGCCAUGACGGGCCCGAGGAAUCGCGGCCAGUCGGCCCAGUCGGAUGACAGCUCCUAUGGCUCGUAUCACGGAUCGGCAGUCACUCCACCGGCGCGUCAUCCAAGCGUAGAACCGUCACCGCCUCCGCCGCCCAUGCUCAUGUAUGCCCCGCCCCCGCAGCCGAAUGUGUCCCAUCCACAGCCCAUCCGCACCCAGUCGGAGCGUAAGGUGAGCGCCCCCGUGGUGGUAUCCCAGCCAGCCACCUGCGCCGUCACCUACACAACAUCGCAGGGAUCCACGCCAACGCCCCAGCAACAACAGCAGCAGCAGCAGCAGCAGCAGCAAAUGAUGAUGCAACAGCAACAGCAGCAGCAGCAACAUUAUGGAAUGCUACCGCUACGGCCCAACUGAAAGCGGCUCUCGUGGGGUCCUGUGACGACCCCGCCGCCAGCCGCAAUGCACGCCCUCGCGCUCCACCCCGCGGGCACCAUGACCCUGCACAGCUGCAGCCUAGCCAAGCAGAGCAGUUUGUUUUAGUUGUAGUCGUAGUCGAUAUAGAUAUCGAAGAGGCAGAAGGGGCAUGCAUCCAAAGGAAAUGUACGCGAAGUCUCAGCCCUUAGUCUAUCCUAAUCAUAGUUUAGCCAACUCCGACGUAUAGCCAGAAUAGAUUGUAGAAUAUAUUGUAUUAUUCCGAGCACCGGAGCACCGGAGCACCACAGCACCAGAGCACCAGAAGGAAAGGAACUCUCACCUAGCAGCAGCAGCAGAAGAAGAAUAGCAGUAACAAUAGCCAUA
This is a messenger RNA of Drosophila persimilis, 2571 nucleotides long. It is a transcript of the gene bib, whose product is annotated as neurogenic protein big brain. NCBI's taxonomy places the organism in Eukaryota, Metazoa, Arthropoda, Insecta, Diptera, Drosophilidae. Gene Ontology annotation, molecular function: water channel activity. The record is from RefSeq and is a predicted model, not a curated record. Gene Ontology annotation, biological process: transmembrane transport. The transcript has 5 exons. Gene Ontology annotation, cellular component: plasma membrane.